Aureobasidium musti is the source of this 1353-nucleotide messenger RNA. NCBI's taxonomy places the organism in Eukaryota, Fungi, Ascomycota, Dothideomycetes, Dothideales, Saccotheciaceae. The record is from the annotation of a GenBank genome assembly.
AUGUCUAGCAGCACAAUGGCCACCUCAAGUCGGUCAGCGAUGCGACUGCUCUCAGCCAGAUCGAGAUGCAUGCUCCAAACCCCUCGUCUCAAGUCAUCCUUAGCGCAGACUCGCUACUCGUCAAGAUACAGCAAUCCCGCAGCUCGUGCAACUGGCUCGACCCUCUCAGCUAGAGCCCCUUCUUUCCUCGAUCAGCAGCAGACUGUCGACUCUGAGGAUGCAGAAGCUCGUCCAAUUAACCCGCUGGACGAACUCGCCGCCCGUCGCGAGUUCGAAGCCAAACGUUCAAAUGCCAUGCAGCGUAUGCGAUUCGCCGCCGUCGGUCUACUUAUGAGUGUUGGUGGACUCGCCCUCACGCUUUACAACAUUGAUCUGGACGAACUGGAAAAGAGUGCCAACAAGAAGAAGGCUCAACUAGAUGCUGGGCCAGGCUCGGAAGACUUCCAGGGCCGUCACGUACAUGUCAUCGGCGCUGGUGACGAUAAGAGAAUUGUAGCAGAGGGUGAACAAGAGCUGGACCUGGUAAGAACAGGCAGCGGCAGCGUACCCUACUUCCCCCGUAAGAUCUUCUUGCCUAUUCCUGGCUCAAAGACUGCCAGAUCAGAAACAGCACAACCCAACUCGCGUAUCAACCCUGGCAACGUGCAAAACCAAGAGGAGUACACUUUGGUCGGUCUCGGUAUUCGCACCGUCUCUUUCCUGUCCAUUGAAGUCUAUGUCAUGGGUCUCUACGUUCGUACUCAGGAUGUCUCAACUCUGCAAGCUCGCCUCAUUCACCUCAUCAACCCCAACGCUUCUACCCUUGUACCUGGCGAGAAGGAUGGCCUCAAGCAACGCAUGCUCGACCCCGACACUAGCGUCGAGAUCUGGGAGCAGAUGCUGCGCGAAGAAGGUAUUCGUUCCGCAUGGCGCGUUGUUCCAUCNAAAAACACCGACUUUGCCCAUCUGCGCGAUGGCUGGGUCAAUGGAAUCAAGCGCGCCACCACCGAGAUCAACAGAGUCAAGCAAAACAAACCUGCAAUCGUCACUUCGGACUAUGAGAACGAGUCUUUCGGCGAUGCUAUGCGUGACUUCAAGGGCAUGUUCAGUGGCGGUCGCACGCCCAAGGGCUCUAUAGUGCUGAUGUUGAGAGAUGCCCCUGGAUCGAUGGAAGUGCUUUUCGAAGACCCAGCCAAAGGCACUGGCAUUGAGAGAGUAGGCAAAGUCGAAGACCCCAGAAUCAGCAGGCUGAUCUGGAUGGGUUAUCUGGCAGGCAAGAACGUCAGCUCGGAACCAACAAGAAAGGCUGUAGUCGAUGGCUUUGUAGGAUUCGCCGGUCGUCCUGUUGGCUCUGUUGAGACUAUGGUCGUUUAG